UAAUGAGCUCUAAUCACUGCACCUGUACAAGCUCCCAAGCAGGCUUCCGUAGACUUGCUCGUGUCAAGAACAUAGGGAGCAAGCCCUCCAACUAUGCCCUAUUGUUAGGUGCUUAGAGAGAGUUUUGAGGCAUUUGUGUGCCUAAGGAGCUUUCUGGCUCCCAUGUGGCACUAUAGUAAAAACCCUGUACUACAAAGAGAAGAGUGGAAAAGAAUACAUGACAAUGAAGCAGCCAUCUUCAAGUUCCCAGAACAACAAAAAUGCACAAGAAGAUAAAAGAACCAAAUCAAGUACAGUAAAAGGGAAUGGAAAACAAAGCUUUAGAAGAAGAAUGAUCAUCCCUGUAAAGAAGGUAAAGCAACUCAAAAGAGAAAAUGGACAAGAAGACACAGAAGCACCAAAGAAACGUCAGGAAAAGAGAAUGGAAGCAGAAGCCACGGAAAAAUGACACACACCUUGCACACACGGGCCUCCCUGUAAUGUGGACUCGUGACUUCCACUUAAGCGUUCUCCCCGUUGAGGUGCCAGUCAAAUCGUAUUUGUGACCUCUUGAAUUCAAGCCGGGGUCCGAUGUAACAUGGUGUGGCGAAGGGGCGGCUGUAAGGGGAUGGUGGAGGCCGUGAGAAAUUCGACCCUUUUUUCAAAAAAGCCAAGAAAGCCCCCAACCAUCCAAAUGUUCCCAGGUCUGGAAAUGAACAGACACUAAAGUUUCUGGUGAAACGAACCACAGCUCAUCAGCUACUACCUCACCUUCAGCGAUGAAUGCUACUAUCACUAGUGUAACACCAGCAAUGACAGCUGUCACUCUCACAGAAAUGAUGGUCUCCUUGGAGCCUAAAAAUAUUUCACCAACACCAGAAGGAAAAGCAAGUACUACUGAAAUGACCAAAGUGACUGAAGACACCAGCCCUGCAACUUCCGCAGGACCCACCCAGACACACACGGAUGUGUCAGACCAGUCAGCGUCAGUGAAAACAUCUCCCGAUUUGCAGCUGAACACAUCACAUGCUCCUUUCAGCACAACAGCACAAGCCACAACUUUGGAAAUGGUUUCAACAGCCACAACUUUGGAAAUGGUUUCAACUACUGUCCUCACAGAGCAAACUUCCCACUCAGCUAUCGCAGGACCACUGCCUAGUAGCUCCAUGGAGCCCUCCUACACCUUUGCUUGCAAGAAUAUUAAACAUGUGAAGAAUCCCAGAGUGAUCUGCUUGCAUCUCAGUGAGCCUGACACAUGUGAUAAUUUUCUAAAGACAAAGGGAGCAAAUUUAAGUAAGGUGAUUUGUGACACAACCCCAUCCUACAAUCACUUCUCUUCUCCCCCAUGCCACAUUGAACUCGCCAAAUCUGAGGUGGAUCCCUCCUGCAUGCUGCUCAUUCAGGCUGGCGUUAAAGAUGCAGAUGCAAUAGAAAAGGUCCUCCAAGGUCAGACGUCUGAUCUAGUUAAGAUUGGAAUAAAAUCCCAUAAACUGGAGAGUAUUGGACGCCACCAGAACAUUCCCCGGAAUACGCUGAUUGCCUUGGUCACAUCUGGACUCUUGCUGGCGUUUCUGAGUUUGGCUGGAUACUUCCUUAUGAAACGACGGAGUUGGAGCCCCAGGGGAGAGAGGCUGGAUGAAGACCUCUAUUACACUGAAAACGGUAGCCAGGGAAAUACAGGGAUCACCGUGGCCUCCCAAGAGCAGUCCGAGCGGCAGGAGAAGCCAAAUCUCAACAGAGGGGCUCAGAAGAAUGGGACUGGACAGGCAUCCUCAAAAAAUGGACAUUCAGCCAAGCAGCACAUUGUUGCUGACACUGAACUGUGAAAUGUGCCAGGGUGACUGCCUUAUGAUCAUGAUUUGAAGGGGGGUGGGGGAGAAGAGACAGGAGCAGGGGGUAAGGGAGAGAUUAUCCCUUGGAUGGUUGGGAAAAUUUAACCCUUUUUUAGCUGAAGAACUCCAAAGUCCCACUCUAAAGCACACUAAACCCCAGAGCUAAGGUAGCACGGUGCUGUAGAGUGUUGACCUAUCCUAGCAAGGAGCCUCUAGGGGUUAAUACAGGGCUAGGGUUAUGGGCUGGGGUUCUUUGCUCUUCCUUUAGCAGAAGAGAAUGGGAUGUGAUCAGCAGUCAAAUCACCCAAGCAAGGGAUGGGGAAGAUAUUUGGAAAUUCAGAGCUAUGUCGGCUUUGUAAGAAAUUGGCUUGAUACUGAUUUUACUUGGAAGGGAAGGGAGCAGGGAGGUGGUUUAAUCCUUCAUGAGCCGAUGGAGCAUUUUACUGCCUCUUGUUAAAGACACAUGCCAUUAACCUAGCUUCCAGGCCUCUCAGUGGAGAAUCAGGGGCUCUCUGUGUGAGAGAUACUGCCAAAAAGUGGGGAAAUGGCCUCCCCUUACCAUCCUCUGAACUACAAAAGUAAAUACCCCAAAACUGCAAGUCCCACCCAUUUACCACUACUCUGGUUCUGUGCUCUCAUUGUUAUAUGUAAAAAAUAAGAAGUGCCAUAUAGCAACUGAAUUGCUUCUAAUGAGAUAUGGGCUUAAGCCAGAAAUAUACAGAUUAUAUACAACUCAAAUUCCAGCAGGGGCUUGGGCCCAUUACAAUAUAGGGAUCUGGGUUCUGACUACCAUCACCUCCAAAGUUGUAAUGUCUUUCACUGUGAUAGUUUGGUUUAGCCUCAUCUUUGUAUUUAAGUGUAGCCUUUUCCUCUGUCAGCAACAUUAGUAAGUUAAUGCCCCUUCUUGUGCUUUAUAUCCUCUCAAUGUUUAAUGCUCUUGUGGAACUUGUAUGUAAAGCUUUCCAGGUGGAGUCUGGUAUUGAGAUGUGAAUAGACUUGGAGUUGAAUUACUAUCUCUCUUUCCCCCCCCCUCUCCCCCAGCAUAUGUGUAGUUGUUUUGUAGUGAAUCCUCUGGUGUCUGGCUCCCAAAGACUGGAGGCACUAGUUAAAGGUGAAGGGAGGGAGAGAGAGAGAGAGAGAGAGAGAGAGAGAGAGAGUGUGUGUGUGUGUGUGUACACAAGAGCAUAUGACACUGUUCUAGACAACUCACCCCACUUUGAGUGCUUGCAACAGUACUGUCAAGCCAUGUGGAAGGAGCUGGCAUUGUUACCCACCAUGAGGCCUUGGAAAUAUGUAGAUAUCAAAGCAUUCCUAAAAGAAUCCAAAAAAUUGUCAUACAGGAAAGAAACCUCAGUCCUGCUAACAGAUGUUUGGCCUUCCCUAGUAAUAGGGGUUGUGUGUGUGUAUAUGUACGUAUGUGUGUAUAUAUAUAUAUAUAUAUAUAUAUAUAUACACACACACACACACACAUACAGGGGAAAGAUAUUGACUCUUAAGAACAAAGAAAAGGCCAAUUUUUUGAGUUUGAGAUUGUUCUCUUGGAAAGAGUUGUUUAAGCCAAGCCCAUUCUGUGUGGGUCAGGAGUCACAUAUUAUUCAUUAAAGGGUGAAGUCCAACAGACCUACUUAUGUCCAGAUUCACUUUGUAGGAUGGAGCAGUCCCCUUGAAUAUUUGCUGCCUGUAGCCUUUGUGGUUCCUGAUCUCCUGAUUGGACAGGCCACAGUUUGGCUAGCUGCAGGUGGAGGCCUCUAUCAGUGGGACCAGUAUUAUUAUAGCAGCUACAGCCCUGCCCUGGGCACAGCCUUGCGGGAUGGGGGAGCAGGUAUGUGUAAAGGGAAAAGAAAUUUAAUUGGAGAAAGGAGACUGGCUAGCUCAGUGGCUUUCAUCUCUAUGUCACGGAUUCCAAUGAAGACCAGGCUGGUGGUUGACCAAAGACAUUGCUGUAUGAUCCAUGUAUUGGUGGCCCAUGUACAAUGAGUAGGGGACACACCAUCACCACUGGCAUUAACAGACUCCAUUCUUGGCAGCUUCAGCAUUGGGGCUGAGGAUUAAUAGGCCUGGAAAACUGACAUACCCUCUCGCUAGUAAAGGUUAUUACCAUUCCUUGUCAAGACAGACUCACAGGUGCCUGGGAUGUGUGGACAGGCUGCUUUGUGCCUGACUAAUACUAUGCUUAACAAAAAGGAUUUCAAUUUCUAUUUCAAGUUCUGUUAAUCAGGCCCUUUUCACUAGCACUAAAGUCAUGUAAAAAUACAAAAGCUAUUGAUUUUAAGUUUUGUUAGUUUUCUUUUUUACAAACAGAUCUGUAAAUACUGUCAGUAAAAAGAGAUGAGAAUUGAA
Mauremys mutica (yellowpond turtle) is the source of this 4151-nucleotide messenger RNA. RefSeq names its product CD34 molecule (gene CD34). Gene Ontology annotation, cellular component: membrane. The coding region runs from base 759 to 1805 and encodes 348 amino acids. The transcript has 11 exons. NCBI's taxonomy places the organism in Eukaryota, Metazoa, Chordata, Testudines, Geoemydidae. The record is from RefSeq and is a predicted model, not a curated record. Gene Ontology annotation, biological process: cell-matrix adhesion.